Molecule: messenger RNA, 1545 nt
Organism: Hibiscus syriacus
Lineage: Eukaryota; Viridiplantae; Streptophyta; Magnoliopsida; Malvales; Malvaceae
Product: probable LRR receptor-like serine/threonine-protein kinase At3g47570
Exons: 3
Coding region: 82-1545 (487 amino acids)
Biological process (GO): protein phosphorylation
Molecular function (GO): protein kinase activity; ATP binding; protein binding
Source: RefSeq, a predicted model, not a curated record
AGCUGCAAAAUCUAGGUGCAUUGAGUCUUUCCAACAACAAAUUAUCUGGUUUUCUUCCAAAGAACAUUGGCAACUGUGUAUAUGUUCUUGGAUGGCAAUUUGUUUGAAGGGCCCAUUCCUCCAUCUUUGAGUUCAUUGAAAGGUCUUCAGGCAUUGGACAUAUCUGACAAUAAUCUUUCAGGUGGGAUUCCAGAAUUUCUUGAGAGCUUUGGGGCAUUACGGUAUUUAAACGUCUCUUUCAAUGAUUUUGAGGGAGCGAUACCGAGUGAAGGAAUAUUUAAGAAUGCAAGUGCUACAUUCGUUGGAGGAAACGAUAAGCUUUGUGGAGGUAUCCCCGAGUUACACCUAUCUAGAUGUAACACAAAAAUAUCCAAGAAAAGAUUAAAAAUUGCAAUUGUUGUUCUGAGUUUGGGACUGAUUGCGUUAUUCUCUUUUCUCCUCAUCUUAUGGUUUAGAAAGAAAAAAGAGCAGCAGUCAAUAGCAACUUGUGCAGAAAAUUCGCUUUUACAAUUAUCGUACCAAAGCAUCCUAAAGGUUACUAAUGGAUUCUCUGUGCAGAAUGUGAUUGGUUCGGGAAGUUUCGGUUCUGUAUACAAAGGAAUUCUUGAAGAGAGUGGAACAUUGAUUGCGGUAAAGGUGCUUAACCUUUUUAACCAUGGAACUUCGAGGAGUUUUUUCGCUGAAUGUGAGGCCUUGAAGAACAUCCGGCAUCGGAAUCUUGUCAAGGUAUUAACAGCGGUUUCAGGUGUAGAUUACCAAGGCAAUAAUUUUAAAUCCUUGGUGUACGAGUUCAUGGAAAAUGGAAGCUUGGAGGACUGGUUGCAUCCAUAUGUCAAAAUGAAUGAACUUGAGACAACAAGAAACUUGAACUUCUUACAAAGAGUAACUGUGGCGAUAGAUGUUGCUCAUGCACUCGAAUAUCUACACCAUCAUUGUGAUACAGCAAUCAUUCAUUGUGACCUCAAGCCAAGCAAUAUUCUCCUUGAUGAAGAAAUGGUUGGUCAUCUAAGUGACUUUGGCUUGGCAAAAAUCCUUUCUGCAGAAAUGCUUAACUAUUCUACUAAUCAAUCAAGCUCCCUCGGGUUAAGAGGAACCAUUGGUUAUGUUGCACCAGAAUAUGGCAUAGGAGACGAGUUAUCAACAAAAGGUGAUGUAUAUAGCUAUGGAAUUCUCUUGCUGGAGAUGUUUACGGGGAAAAGGCCGACUCAUGAUAUGUUCAAAGAAGAUUUCAGCAUUCACAACUUUGUUGUGCAAGCUUUGCCUAAUCGAGUGAAUGAGAUUAUAGAUCCCAUUCUUCUUCAAGAUCUAGCUAUUCAAGGAAAUAUUUCAAGUAUAACUCUCAAUUACAUACAUAUUCAGCACUUGAAUUCAAUUUUUGAAAUAGGACUCGCUUGUUCUGCUGAAUCACCUAGUGAGCGGAUGGACAUGAGUGAUGUUGUUCCCAAGCUUUGUUCUAUUCGAGACAAGCUUCUUUGUGUAAUUUGCUUACAUCGGAGCACCAAGCUUUAUAUGCUGCUAAAUCAGAAGGUACCUAAGGUGCCAUAA